Molecule: messenger RNA, 2445 nt
Organism: Rhipicephalus microplus (southern cattle tick)
Lineage: Eukaryota; Metazoa; Arthropoda; Arachnida; Ixodida; Ixodidae
Cellular component (GO): cytoplasm
Molecular function (GO): glycosyltransferase activity
Source: RefSeq, a predicted model, not a curated record
CCGUUAAGCGAGGAACCAGUUCUAUCCGUCUGAACAGAGGCUGUAGAGAAAAAUGGUGCCCCACUUUCUCACUGUCCAUCCUCUCGUAGUCUGUGGACGACAGCCACCGCGGAGACUCCAACCUGUUCCCGAGUGGCGGCUCCGACGGCGGCGGAAGUGACCUCCCGGGCGACGUCAACAUGAGCACGCUCGUGGAGCUCGCCGAGACCCGGGGCGACCGCUGGCAGCGGGUGCGGCGAACCAACGACCGCUUCUACGUCUUCUCGGCCUACCUGGACGCGCGCCGGGUGCGCAUGGUCCGGGUGAUCGCGGCGGCGCGAACGCGGCUGACGGACCGCGUCGUGUGCCGCCUCUUCUGGCGCGUGGUGGGCGGCGAGGAUGACGGCGCCUUCCAGUCGGCCACCGUGCUCGCCUCCAACAAGCUGAUCCGCGAGAACUGGAACCUCCGCUACAGCGCCUUCUUCCUGCUCUGCCCUCUGCCGGCCGGCGUGACCGGGGAGGUGCCCUUGUGGGUGGCCGUGCAGCGCCUCAACGACCGCAGCAUGCCGCGCAACCUGAUGGCCGUCCACCGCAAGGACGAGGACUACGACAACCGGCUGCCCGAGGACCGCGAACUCGCCGUCUGCGUCAAGCCCAUCCACUACGAGUACAACAAGGUUCUGCAGUUUGCCGAAUUCAUCGAGCUGAACGUGGCCCUGGGCGCAUCUCACUUCAUCUUCUACAACCACACCGUGGGUCCGGACGUGGGCUGCCUGCUGGAGCGGUACGCGAGUGAGAACCUGGCCACCGUGCUCCCGUGGGAGCUGCCCAUCGCCUCCCAGCGGGAGAUCCGCACCGAGGCCCUGUUCGCGGCGCUCAACGACUGCCUGUACCGCGUCAUGUACCGCUUCCGGUGGGUGGCCAUGAUUGACCUGGACGAGUUCAUCGUGCCCUCUGGGAACAUUACCAUACCCACAAUGAUCAGGAGGUUCCAGGACCGGAACAAGAGUGGACGAGCGGGCGCCUACUCUUUUCGGAACGCCUUCUUCUACCUCCAGUGGCCAGACGACCCAGUGGCCGCUGGUGACAAGCUGCCGCUGGUGACCCUUCGCAAAACUCUGCGUAAGCUUCACCUGCACGCUCACCGCCAGCGCUCCAAGUGCAUCAUGGAUCCCGAGAGCGUGGUGGAAGUGGGCAACCACUUCGUCUGGGAGUUCCUGGCCGGUAAAACGACCGUCAACGUGGCGUCGAGCGUCGCCUUCCUGCACCACUACCGGGUGUGCGAGUUCGGCGGCAACGACUGCGUCAACGCCACCUCGGUGCGCGACACCAAGGUCUACCACUGGAAGACGCGCCUGCUGGAGGCCGUCUCCCGGAGGAUGAAGAUGCUCAGGCGUCGCGACCUCGCCUGUCCUGCACAGCCGCCGCGGGUGAGACCGGGCAAUAAAACCGCUGUGGCGCAGGUUGGCGCGCCAACCUCGCCGUCUUCACCCUCACCGUCAUCGUGACCCCGCCCACGAAGACGUGAAACAUGAACGAAGAUUGCGCGAUAACGGUAAACUUGUACAGAGAAGCGUUCGUGUACGAGUGGGGGCGGCUACCGUCUGUGGAAAGCGUCCCUGGUGGCACUCUCGCAAUGACGCUGUCUUCGACAACGUCUUGAUGGAUGCGAUAUCGUAGACGUGCGCUAUGUUGAUGGGGCCCUCGACCAUGGUUUGAGAACCGUGAUGGGAUUUGUGCUUCGGCUCGUCGUUUUCCACUCCGAGAGAAAAUUGCCUCGCACGUCAGAGCGUCAUUGUGAGACUUUUGAGUAUGCUAUGACCUUGCAGCAAGAGAAAACUGCUGCUCAAUACCUCGGUAUUCAGCAAGUACCCAGCCAGGUGGUUUACGCAGAGAAGGGAUGACGCUUUAUUUCUAGUUUGUCGGCGGCUACCAUGCUCUAAUGAAAAGUUUUCGUUGGAGUGACAGUGAGGAUACCGUCGUGUGCAAGGGCUGUGAGACCGCAUGAUCUUUUCUGCAGUCCGUGGAAGUUAGCAUCCAGGCAGUAACGGCCCGCGAGUGUUACUUUGCCUUCGACUCAAUUCAAGUGGAUUUAUUUUAUUCCUUGUCAAUUAUUUUAUUUUUAUAUUAUUGUCAUCGUUUUUAGCGUUUCUAAUUUCUGCGAUUGCUUUUUUAUGCUACGCGUGGAUAGUACGUGCGAUUUCCUUUUAUUUUAUUCAAGCUAAACUACAUAGCAUUUCUUCGCUUCAUCAUUGCACAAACACCUGUCAUAAGCUUCGCUCCAGGGGCUUCAUCAUGCGCACAGGCUGCUUCCGCACUCCAAAUAUAAACACCGCAGCUUCCAUCGGCGCUUUUUAUAAUCAUAUCACCAAUAACGUUCAUUGAGUCCUCCUCGAAAGUGUCUCGCAUGCGAUGAAGUGUCUCUGAUAAAGGCUUAUUGCCGUAGGUUCAUGUUCUUAGAUUUAG